UGGACCCCGAGCUGUCGGCGCACAGCGGAUACUUGGAGAAGCUGACCGAGGCGCUGCUCACCUCCAUCAAGGCCAUGGUAGACGAGGCGUCACAGGUCGAGACGCCCGACUGGGACGAGCUGCCCCCAACCUUCCGAAAGGUUGUACAGGAGGUGGUUCGCGAGUCGCAGACGCACUUGUGCAACAGCCGACAGCUCUUGCGAUGUCUGGGCGUGUCGCAGUCUUUAGACAGCGACUAUGGCCCGCUACUCCAGAUCCAGCAACUGAUGCUGGCCGACGAGGAGCGGGUGCGCCACACACCCAUCAUCGUGUGCGGACGGGAAGGGGGCGGAAAGUCCACGCUGCUAUCUCAGGUGCUCAUGUACUGCCCCGAAUGGCUGGGCAGCGAUGUGGUGCGCAUCGUGCGCGGUGUGGGCCAGAGCCCGUGCUGCGCGUACCCGGCCGAGAUGCUGCGCAACCUGUGCCUGCACAUAAGCAUGGUUUUCGGCUUCGAGAUCAGCCCCAAGCACCAGAGCUUUGAGCUGAGCAAGCUAAGCACCUGGUUCCAGGAGCUGCUCAAGCGUGUCGAGGCCAGCACCAGUGACCUGGUGAUCGUGCUGGACGACCUGGACAGGCUGCGAGGUCCGGCGCAUCACCAGGCUGCCACACUGGGAUGGCUGCCCUGGAACCUGCCUCUGAACGUGCACCUUGUCUGCUCGGUUGCACAGGAGGCGGAAGCUGUGCUCGCUCUGCUGCGCAGCCGCAUCCCGGCUGGGGACAGCUACGUGUUCAUUCCGCCCCUCGCCGACGCGGCCAGCAUGCUGCAGUCGCACCUGAAGGACAACAAGCGGCUGCUGACGCGGCAGCAGUGGGACGUGUUGCGGCAGAGGCUGGCGGGCCAGACGGCAAGUCCCCUGUACGUGACACUUCUGUCGCAGCAGGCCAUGCGGUGGGCCUCGUACGAGGCGCUAGACGGCGAGCUCCAUGUGCCAGCCGAUACAGAGGCCUUUGUGAGCCGCAGUCUAGAGCGUAUCGAGCGUCAGUUUGGCCUGGCGCCUGUCAAGAAGAUCGCCUCGUACCUCACAUGCACCAGCUACGGGCUGCGUGAGCCGGAGGUCAUCGAGUUGCUCUCGUCCACGGAGUGCGACGGAACUGAACUGGCGCCCGUUAGCUGGCUUUCCUUCAAGAAGGAGCUCGGGGUGCUACUGAAGGAAUCGUACGUAGACUGCCGGUCAUACCUGCAGUGGAGUCACCGCUGCAUAGGCACUUACGUACGACAACGCUACCUGUCCGACCGCACUGAGGCAAUUGCUUGCCAUGCUGAACUGGCUAACGCUUUUCACCUGGGCUUCCUGAUGCAGAAGGAGGAAAAGGGACCCGCUUUUGAUGACACAAGCAAAUCGAAAAGGAAAGAAGAUUGGUCCGAUCUUCUCCGUGAAGUAGACGAGCUUUGGCAGCAUCUUUUUCAUAGUGGUGAUUCUAAACGACUGAAUCAAGACGCAGUGUGUAAUUUUGAAUUCCUACUUUCGGCUAUUAGAGGAGCUUCCAUCAGCUACGUGAAGAGUGUCUUGGAAAUUGUUCGCGCACAACUCCUGGACUGGGAAAUCGAGCUUCUGUACAAUAUGACCAAGCAGUCCGUCGACGUCUUGAGCCAAGACCCGCAGCAGCUAGCAACUGAAAUCCUAAACUGGCUGCGAAUAUACGCUGAUGGCAACUCGAAGGUGCUGGGAGACUUGGUGAGCCAAGCGAGCAGCUGGUGCAGCCAAGCGAAGACGCCGCUGCUGGUGCCGGUGACAUCAUGGCUAAGCCUAGCGCUGCCGCCGCAGGUGCUCUCGCUCACACUGCAAGCGCCCAUCCGUCAGCUGGUGGCCGCACCCGACUCGCAGCACGCAUUCUGCACCACCGAAGCCGACGACAAGGUGGUUGCCGUCUACCACCUCACCUCCAAGAAGCUCGUGAGGCACAUGGCCGGCCACAAGGCCGCCAUCACUUGCCUGCACAUGGCCCCAUCGGGCCUGCACCUGCUAAGUGGCUCCGAGGACACAGACGUGCUCGUUUGGGAUCCGGUGACGGGCGAGCUUAGGAGAAGGCUAAGUCACCACGUGGCCGGUGUGUUGUGCGUUACGUGUACGAACGCCGAGGACCUGGUGCUGAGUGGCUCCGAGAUCGGCGUAGUGGUGUUGGCGCGCUUGGACACCGGGCAGCUGGUCCAGCGCCUCGAGAACCACCGCGGUGUCGUCAGCGCCGUGGCUGUCAACCGCGGCGACGACAUUUUCGCCACCGCAUCUUCGGACUGCACGGUGUGCAUCUGGUGUCUGGAGACAUUCACGCUGCUCAACACGCUUUCGCUGCCGGCGGCCGUCGAGCGGCUCAGCAUCUCGGGCGACAGCACGUUCCUGCUGCUCGGCUGCGCCGAUCAGUGCGUGCGCGUGCGCUCGCUCACCACGGGCUCGGACGUGCACUGCCUGCAAGGGUACGCGGGCCGAGUCAGCGCGAUCGGCUUCGCGCGCGACAACUGCCGCUGCGUGUUGGGUACGCGCGACGGCAAGGCCUUCGUCUUCGACAUCCACUCGGCGCGCCUGGUGCAGACGCUUGCCGCGCACCCGGACGCCCCCGUGGUCGCCAUUCAGGCUCAAAGUAGGGACACAUUUUUAAUCACGGCGGCUGGCAACAAGAUCGUAGUGUGGAACUUCUACCUGAAGAAGAGCGAGAUGUGCCACCCUCAGCCAAAGUCCAAGAAGGUGGACGUCCACAAGGACCCCGUGUCUUGCGUAGCUCUCUCCAGGGACGGCAGCGUAGCUGUCACGGGGUCGCGCAACGGCCAGCUCAAGGUGUGGCAGAUGAGCACUGGCGAAGCGCACACGAACCUGACUGGCCACACAGCCGCCAUCACCUGCCUGGCGUUCGCGCCCAAUGGCCUGUUCGUUGUCUCCGGAUCCGAGGACAACACACUCCGUGUCUGGGGCCUCACGCUUGGUCUGGUUGUCUCCACGUUCAAGGAGCACCAGAGCAAGAUCGUGAGCGUGUUCGUGACGUCGGACAGCCGUCGCGUGCUGUCAGUGGACGCGCAGGGAAUGCACCGGCUCUGGACGGCCGACAGCGCCACACAGCUCGUCGCCUGCGUCAAGACGGCCAACCAGGUGACGCUGCACGCAAAUGUGGUCUUCACCGUCGGCGGAAAGAGCGAUAACAGCUUGAAAUAUUGGCCGGUGUUUGAGACGGAUAGCGAAAAGACUGUGAGCCACAGCGAAGCCAUAUUGUGCUACACCGUCACGUACGACUGCCAAACCAUUGUUACCGGAUCGCAAGACAUGUCGCUCAAGGUGUGGGAAGUCGCAACAGCAAAACUAACUCAGGUGCUGGUGGGCCACGAGGGACCGGUGAUGUGCGUGGCGGUGGCGCCGUUCCGCUGCUCGCUGGCCGUGUCCGGCUCGCAGGACUGCAACCUGAUCGUGUGGGACGUGACGACCGGCAGCGAUCGGUUCGUGCUGCGCGGCCACACCGAGGCCAUACGGGCGGCCAAGCUGACGCUCGACGGCUCGGUGGCCGUGUCCAGCUCGGAUGACAACACGCUGCAGCUGUGGAAUACGCAGAACGGCCACCGCAUGGCCAGCUUCGACCUGCACGCCACUGUGCUCGCCGUGACCACGUCUCUGAACACGGGCCACCUGGUCGUGCAGCUGGCCAGCUCGACGCUGGUGCCCAUGCUGCGACUGCUCAACAACCCGGGCAAGGGGCUCAUGCUUGACCUGCCGCCCGGCACGCCCGUCGGCGACGAGCCCAAGACUCUUGGAGGGCACCCCCUGCGCGGCGUGGUCCCCAAGCGGGUCCUGCUGCGGGGCAACCUGAAGCGGGAGCAGUCGUUCGACUCCUUCUACUGGGACCUGCGUGCCCAGUCACCCAAGCACGAAACGGCCGCGGCCACCGACGACUUCCGCGCCAGCAAACCGCUGUCGCCGUUCGGCUCCCGCGAGCACCUACAGCUGACCGGUGGUGCGGGAGGCGGCGCAGCUGUCUGGAAUGGUGGCCUGGGUCGGGGACCCCGCGCCGCCGCGCCUGGUGCUCAUGCCGGUGAUCUGGGCCUGCAGCCGAAGCCCAAGCUGCCCAAGCACAAGAUCCUUAAGAAGCAGCAGAGCAUGUUCGCCUGCUUUCCCGAGUUCACGCAGCAGACGCCGCCCACGCUGCUGUCGCCCGUGGCGCCCAAGGAACUGGUCGAGAAGAAGGAGCUCUCCAAGCCGGGGCGCACAGCCGGCGUCCUUCUCCCUCGCACAAACAGCGUCGAGGAGGCACCCGAGCCGGCUGCGCGAGACCCCGGCCCCGAGAACACGGUCACCGGAUCGGCCAUCUGCGCCCUCAUGUGAACACCCUGUCCACGCGCCUACUUCCUCCUCGACAAGCAGCCGCAUGCCGAGCCUGGCCGAAUGGCUGCCACCCUCCCAUUCGCCCCUCCACGACGACGGACGCCUUUAUGACAAAGGAAAAACAAUGUGUGCUACGGCAACUAAACGGUGGCAUCGGCCCUGCGGAAACUUACCCAGGGCUCACCAUCGCAUCCCGAAGCUAUCCGCACGGCGGCCCACAUCACAUUUCUAUGUACCACCGCACGCCUGCUGCCACGCCUGAAAUUGAGCAGUCUGUCUAGCCAGCGUGGAGUAUAAGCAAUAUAUAGUGCAUCACUCGGAAACCUCACCGCGUUGCCGACAGGCAGCUGGGCACCCGGGCAGGUCACACGCUCGCAUUUCUGUCACGAGUCGUCACUGCCAAGAGCUGUCGAGGACUGUUGGUGUCGAGAGCCGAAUCUGGGUGCGCAAGUGGCACCACAUUGCGAUACUACCCAGUGAGAACGUAUUUUUUAGUCGAAACAAACAGCGGCGCAAGGGUAAUUCGAGCCAAGCACAUGCAUUGAAUCAGAACAAGUCAGGUUGAUGACAACACAGUGACGAUCAUGGCAUCUCAAAGAGUGACACCAGGGGAGAAGAGAGCACUUUAGUGUAAUGUGUUUUUCGUUUGCGAGAGCAUCUUCCUUCCAGUCGCCAAUGCAUAUUGACUGAUAUAAGAUUUUUUUUUACUUAGCUUGACGUACCAAAACCCGCCUGGUCGUUACUCGUAUCGCGCAAACACAGUGAAAACAAAAAUUCGGAACUAAGUACCACCGUGUGCGCGUGACUCUAUAAGGUACUUCAUGUCGGAUGUCGUUGUUAGGCUGGCGUAUAAAAUCAACUAAUUAGUCACUCUAAGCU
Messenger RNA from Rhipicephalus microplus (southern cattle tick), 5219 nucleotides. Its product is annotated as protein qui-1-like. Gene Ontology annotation, molecular function: protein binding. NCBI's taxonomy places the organism in Eukaryota, Metazoa, Arthropoda, Arachnida, Ixodida, Ixodidae. The record is from RefSeq and is a predicted model, not a curated record.